Pogona vitticeps (central bearded dragon) is the source of this 3786-nucleotide messenger RNA. It is a transcript of the gene AAAS, whose product is annotated as aladin WD repeat nucleoporin. Lineage: Eukaryota; Metazoa; Chordata; Lepidosauria; Squamata; Agamidae. Gene Ontology annotation, biological process: nucleocytoplasmic transport. The record is from RefSeq and is a predicted model, not a curated record. Gene Ontology annotation, molecular function: protein binding. Gene Ontology annotation, cellular component: nuclear pore.
CGGGUUUGAAAGUGGGAACGGAGGCGGCGCGUGGGCUUGUGCCGCUCUAGGCGUUCCUUCAUUGCCGCGGUAUGUCCUCGCUCGGCUCCCGUCGUUAAGGUCCGAACGGCGCCCGGGAAAAGCCAAAGUUGGUGGGAAAUACAGUAGAUGGUUCUUUCCCCCCCCCCUCUUCUUUAGUUGUUACAAACCUUCCCAGUGAAGCCACAGAAGGGAGAAUGUGUUCCCUGGCACUCUUCCCACCCCCACCCCCUCCAGGAGACAUCACCCUUUAUGAAUUUAACAAUGCCUUGGUUUCUGGUCGCAGCUAUGAGAAGCUUCCGCUUACUUUCCAAGGAGAGCUGGAGGAUCUUCCCACCCUGACCAUCCCCAAAGAAACGCUGAAAGCUCACAGCCGGCUGGAACACAGCACCAAGCCUGCCUUUAUUCAUCACCGUGAAUCACUCUGGAAGAGGUGCAUUAAUGCCUGGCGGGAUGUCGGUGUGGCUGGAGUCCUUGAAGAGCUGGCCAAUACAGAGGAGGAGAACAGCCUGGGCCAGAGGAUGGAUGAACAGUCUUGGGUGGACUCUGCAAGGGAGCUAGCUCUCCGUUGGAUGAAAACUGGAUCCCAUUAUACACUAGCCCUCUGCUGCUGGGUUUCUUCUCUCCAUGGCUCCUUCUUUCCCCAUUUAUCGCUUCAGAAGGAAGACAUGAUAGCAAAAUUCUCCCAAGCCGUAGAUUGGGCUGGCUGCCCAAUCCGAGCCUUUGCAUGGCAUCCUCACACGAGCAAGUUUGCCGUGGCCCUGCUGGAUGACUGCAUCCGUGUUUACAAUGCAAACAGUGCCACCGUGCCUGUCCUGAAGCACCGCUUGCAGCGGAAUGUGGCGUCGAUGGCGUGGAAGCCCCUGUGCGCGUCCAUCCUGGCCGUGGCGUGCCACAGCUGUGUGCUGGUUUGGCAUCUGGACCCCACUUCCCUUUCCACCAGGCCUUCGUCUGGCUGUGCCCAGGUCCUCAGUCACCCUGGCCAUAGCCCUGUCACCAGUCUGGCCUGGGCACCCAGUGGGGGAUUGCUGCUGUCCGCCUCACCAGUUGACACUGUCAUGCUUGUGUGGGAUGUGUCCACAGAAAACUGCAUCCAGCUGCAAUGGUUUGGAGGAGGUGGGGUCACCUACCUGGCGUGGUCACCGGAUGGCAGCAAAGUAUUAGCAGCGACCCCUUCGGCAGUCUUCAGGGUGUGGGAGGUCCAGAUGUGGACUUGCGAGAAGUGGCCAACCAUCAAAGGCCCUUGUCGGACUGGUUGCUGGAGUCCGGACGGCAGUCGCUUGCUUUUCACAGUUGAGGGAGAGUCAGUUAUAUACUCCUUGUCUUUCUUGGAAUAUAGUGGUGAACAGCAAGGCCAGGUUGGCGGGUCCAAAACAGCCUCCAUUGUGGCCGAUUUGUCAGAGACCACCUUUGAGACGCUCUAUGGGGAGGAGAGAAUUGGAGGGGAAGUGCACUCCAUGGUUUGGGACCCCAGCGGUGAGAGGCUUGCGGUCAUCAUCAGAGGAAAUCGUGACGAUCCAGGCUCCAGGACCAUCAUUGCAGUGUUUCGCACCCGCAACAGCCCUGUGUUUGAACUCUUGCCAUGUGGCUUCUUACAAGGUGAAGAUGAUGCAGAGCCUCAACUGGUUGCUUUCCACUCUUGCUUUCAGAAGGGAGCCUUGCUGACCGUGUGUUGGUCAACAGGAAGAAUCAGCCACAUCCCUUUCUUCUUUGUGACUGCCCGGCUCCCCUCUUUGAGCUCUGGGCAAAGUCCCCUGGUGCCUCCUGUGGGCAGCAGGAGCAGCGCGCGGGAACCACUGCUGUUUUCAGAACUCUGAAGGUCAACGUGCUGGGAAUGCCCUCCAAAAGCAACUCCAGCUUCAGAAGCGCUCUCCAGAAGGUGCCUCCAGCUUUUUUUUUUGCCUUCUUCCAGGGGUUGCUUGACUUAUCCUAAAGGCCGAGAUCUGUUACAUCUUCCUUCAGUCAGUUGCAACUCAGGUGGGAUUACCUGGCAUAAGGCUUUCUUACUUCCAGACCCGGUGCAGGUAGAACUUGCCUGAGAUAGACAUCCUUUUGUUCUGCUUGAGGACAAAAAUAAAAACCCAAAGAAGGACCGCCUGAUGACUGCCUGCUGCUUUUUUUCUGGGACACUUAAGGAGUGUUUCUCUUGGGUCGCUUUAUCACCUCCAAACAGCGCUCUACAGAAUUCAGAUUCCAAGGGAAUAAGCUGUUGGAACUUUGGCCAAGUGUUUUUUCGUUCCUGUCUUUUUCACGGGUCAUUGUGCUGCUCUGUAAAGUUGUGAAUUUCACUCCUCAGAGGUAGGAGCUGUGCUGGUAUUUGCUGAUGUGAAAGAGAGAGGAGAUGAUGGAUAAGAAGUUGAAAUGAUAGGCGUGCAAGCACUUAUGAAGUCAAAGGUUCCAGGAUCGAUCACCGAUGAAACCAGGAAAUGGCCCUGUCUAAAAUAGUACUUGCGAUCCUUUGAAGGCCACAUUUCUAUGUUACUCUAAAAAAACAUGUGGAAGACAUAUGGGAUCAAGAAACUCUGUUGGUAUGUUAUUCUAGUUACAGUUUAGAAGUUCAUAACUAAAGUCAUCUACAUGUGGUGAAGCCUAGGCCUGGAAGGGUUGUGGGAAUGUGUCAGACCAAAAAAAAGCAUCUCUGUGUACUGAUGUCAAACUGUUGUGAUUGUGUUUAGUUUGAAGAGGAGAUAUAUUAGAAGCCUACAAAUGUUAUAAAUGGUAUGGAGAGAGAGAGAGAGAGUCUCCCCCACCUGUUAAACAGAUGGCAUUUCUGUUACUGUGGCACAAUAUAUGGAUCUCCCUCCACAUAUUCUGGACUCUCAGAAGCCUCACCCUCAUUGUUAGCAUUGUUAACUAUAUGGGGUUGUGUGUGAGCCCUGAAGUCCAAAAUACAUGGCCGGCCGAAGAUUUGAGAAUCACUGAAUGGGACAACUACAUGUGCCAGACGUUUUCCUUUUGCCAUCUCAUCCUAUGCGCAUUUAUCUAAUCACUACCCCCCUUGUUUUCAGUGCAGGUUUACUCCCAGUUAGGUCUGUGUAGGGUUGCAGCUCUUCCCGUGGGCUCAGCAGCCGACUGGAUCUAGCCUGCAGAUAAGGCCAGUCUUACUAUUAAGCAGACGUUUGCCUCAGGCAGCAGGUUGAGGGUGUCACAGAAACUCAGCAAAUUAAGGAUUUAUCUUGUAUUACGUUUUUAUUUUCAUAGCCAGGGUUUGGGGAAAAGCGUGUGAGUUUUUCUCUCAUGCCCCCAGAUACUUAAGUACCUUUGAAUACUACACAUCCUAAUGAGAAAGGUAUGGAAAUAAUGGUAUGGAAAGCCCGUCAGUGCGGUCUCCUGGGCCUGACCUCCUUUACUUACUACACAAACAGUGAGUUUUUCUCAAGGCCCAUGUAAAGGCUAUUAACAUAAAUUAUAACUAUUCUCUCUAUUGCAGGCAUGAUGCUGAUAAAAUGAGGCCUUUUAAAAAAAAAAGAUACGAAGACUGGCAGUAGACAGUCUUUGCCUUGCAGAAUAGAGGGGGAGUAAAGCCCUCGUUGUCUUUCUAAUAUUCCAGAAUAUUACAUUAAAUGACUUGAAAGGCUAGGGUCAAUUAAAGUGGCUUGGAAAACCGCACUUGAAAGCAAGAAGAAGAAAAAAGGGAUGAAAUCCGAAGCCCCAGACUGAAUCGUCUUUGUAUUUCAUCCAAGAUUGCUACAAACAUAGUUGGAAGGAAGGGCCAAGACCCAUUAUUAGAUCUUUUCCCUUUUUUUAAAGGCUUUCUCUCUCUCCAAA